Owenia fusiformis is the source of this 909-nucleotide messenger RNA. NCBI's taxonomy places the organism in Eukaryota, Metazoa, Annelida, Polychaeta, Sabellida, Oweniidae. The record is from the annotation of a GenBank genome assembly.
UUAUUGCCAAGUGACCUAUUAUACCAUAUUAGUGAAGUGAAGUUUAGUAACCUGAUAGUUAUAAGCAAAUAUAUUGAAGUAGGGCUGAGGAACAAAAAUGGCUGAGAAAGAGGAUUGUGAAAGGAAAAAGGUGACUUUUACUGAGAGUCAAAUAAAAGAUUACAAGUCCACAUUUAACUUAUUUGAUAGUGAUAAUAGUGGUACCAUUGAUCUCAUGGAACUAGGAGAUCUACUGAGGGGAAUAGGACAGAACCCAUCCAACAAAGAAGUUGAAGAAUUAAUUAAGAAGCAUGAUGUUAAUCAGAAUGGCAGGAUGGAGUUUGAUGAGUUCCUAGAGUUGAUGAGUGUUACUGUGAAACCAGAAGAAGAAGUAGAAGAUGAACUAAGACAGGCAUUCAAAGUAUUCGAUAAAGAUGGAAAUGGAUACAUAUCUGCAAAAGAGAUGUUGGUAGUAUUGACCAAAAUGGGAGAGGAAAUGUCAAUGGAAGAAGUCGAGGAAUACAUAAUCAAACCCUGUGAUGUGGAUGGGGAUGGACGAAUAAAUUAUGAAGAGUUUGUAGAAAAAUUCAUGGGAACCAGUUAACGAUUGAAACAACGGCAAUACUGUGAGGUAGACAAUCCAGUCCAAUAAACAUUUACAUUGGUUGAGAAACAGUGCCUACAUGAGGCAGAUGACCGAGUCAAAUUUCACAAUUAUCUAUAGAGCUACAACCAAAACUUGGACUUCUUUUUAUGUAUUUCUGCUACAAAAAAACUGUUUAAAUGGUGCAAGGUGGCUCAAGGGUAUUUACCUAAAGUAUGAAAUAUAACAAAUAUGUACAUACAAUUUGAAUUUGAAAGAAAAAUAAAUGAAUAAAUGUUAUAAAUGUGCUUUGGUGACUAGAAUUAGAAUGUCAGAUUUCCUGUAAU